Molecule: messenger RNA, 333 nt
Organism: Tuber aestivum (summer truffle)
Lineage: Eukaryota; Fungi; Ascomycota; Pezizomycetes; Pezizales; Tuberaceae
Source: the annotation of a GenBank genome assembly
AUGAAUGGGUGCAAGUCCUCCACUCAGUUUUCGGAGUACAUCAGGGCUUUGAACUGCGCAGUGUGAACAAGAUCGAAAGCAAUCCUGAGAAGCCUAAGCAUCUAGAGAAUGUUACUACGAAGGUUAUAGAGCUAGAUAUUGACUUUUUCAGUUUGGGGAGUGAGGGGUAUUCUGAAGAGAGUCGGAUUCAGCAGAUGGUUUGUUCCACUUUAUCCUCAACUAUCAAAUGGGGGAUAUUGACGGCGGCUUUAGGUUUUCGGAAUCCAAGAAAAAUAUGCCCUCCGCCGUGACUGCAUUAUCAACGCACUCUUGUACGUCUACACACGGAACUAG